Messenger RNA from Aureobasidium musti, 837 nucleotides. NCBI's taxonomy places the organism in Eukaryota, Fungi, Ascomycota, Dothideomycetes, Dothideales, Saccotheciaceae. The record is from the annotation of a GenBank genome assembly.
AUGAAUACUUUCAAGACGAUUUUCGGUGCUUCGUCACUGUUGCUAGGACUCGCUUCCGCCCAAAGCAACGAUGACAACCCCAGCGUCGAUAUCAUCUCUUGCAGCAAUCUUUCGUGCAUCGACGCAAGCAGCGGCAGCGUAUGCCAGGCCAAUGCCACCCUCCAGACCGGCGUCGGCAUCGCGUCCCGCGUACUCUCCAUCCCUGGGUCCAACGACCCUCUCUCCCUAACCCUCGUCGACGGCGCUCCGCUAGGCGACCUGGCAGGUUCUGGUGCCUGGUUGACGACUCAAACGCUCUAUGCAGGCGUUCCCGCCAACUUCAACGCAUCGGGCCAGAAUGGCGCUUGUGCGCUGAUGCUCCAGUACCAGGCGCAGACGCUGCCAGAAGACGCGGCGCAAGCUUUGAACACGACGUCCUGUAACGGGGCUCUGGACGGCAGCACCAGAGACGUGCUGACCAGCAUCAUCGACUCCUUCGACUACAGCACCUACGGUAGCGGCGACAACGUUCUUCCUCGCUGCGACGCCCUGACCCAACACGUCAAUGCCCAGAUCCGCGCUCGUCAGAACGUCGGGCCGUGGCUCUCCACCUUCCUGACGGCAGCCGGCGGCGCUCUGACAGGCACAGACGCCAACACGACGGUUGCCAGACCCCAGUCUCAAGGUUGUCAGCCCGUCAGCCCCGAGCAGUACAGUCUGCGUGCUGUGGUCAGCAUGGAUCAAUUCCUGUUCAAGUCCGGACCGCUGCUGUCUGAUUCCUCGAACAACGAUACCGAGGUUGGUGCCGGUCGCACGGGAGUCACGCCCGUGAUCACAGUUGUCUAUGGCGAUGAGUAA